Molecule: messenger RNA, 2048 nt
Organism: Vicugna pacos (alpaca)
Lineage: Eukaryota; Metazoa; Chordata; Mammalia; Artiodactyla; Camelidae
Source: RefSeq, a predicted model, not a curated record
GAAAUAUUUAUGUAAUUAGCAGUCCAAGUGUCUUUAACUUGUUUUUCUUUAAGAUUUGUAUGUUUUUGUUUGUUUAUUUUGUUUUUAAACAGGAGCACCCCGGCUAAAAUGUCAAGAACUCUUGAAUUAUAUAAUGGAUACAGUGAAAGAUUCAUCUAAUAGAGCCAUUUAUGGGGCCGAUUGCAGCAACAUAUUGCUGAAGGACAUUCUUUCAGUAAGGAAGUAUUGGUGUGAAAUAUCUCAGCAACAGUGGCUAGAAUUAUUCUCUGUGUACUUUGAGCUGUAUCUUAAACCUUCACAGGACAUUAAUAGAGUUUUGGUGGCUAGAAUAAUUCAAGCUGUGACCAAAGGAUGCUGUUCACAGACUGAUAAAUUAGAUCGUAAAUUUCUGAAUUGGGAUUUUUUUCCUAAGGCUAUUCAGCAAGCAAGACAAGAAAAGAGCUCUGCAGGCCUAAAUCAUAUCUUAGAAGCGUUUGUUAUCUUCCUCAAGACUUUGGCUGUUAACUUUCGAAUUCGUGUGUGUGAAUUAGGAGAUGAAAUUCUCCCUACUUUGCUUUAUAUUUGGACUCAGCAUAGACUUAAUGAUUCCUUAAAAGAAGUAAUUAUUGAAUUAUUUCAACUACAAAUUUAUAUCCAUCAUCCAAAGGGAGCCAGAACUCAAGAAACAGGUUCUUAUGAAUCAAGAAAAUGGAGAAGUAUCUUAUACAACCUGUAUGACCUACUAGUUAAUGAAAUAAGUCAUAUAGGAAGCAGAGGGAAAUAUUCUUCAGGAGCUCGUAAUAUUGCUGUCAAAGAAAACUUGAUUGAAUUGAUGGCAGAUGUUUGUCACCAGGUUUUUAAUGAAGGUACCAGAUCUCUGGAAAUUUCUCAGUCGUAUACAACCACACAAAGAGAAUUUAGUGAUUGCAGUGCACCUUGCAAAAAGAAGAAAAUAGAAUUAGGCUGGGAUGUAAUAAAAGAUCAUCUUCAGAAGUCACAGAAUGAUUUUGAUCUUGUGCCUUGGUUACAGAUUGCAGCUCAGUUAAUAUCAAAAUACCCUGCAAGUUUCCCUAGCUGUGAGCUGUCACCGUUGCUAGUGAUACUGUGCCAGCUUCUGCCUCAGCAGCGACGCGGGGAACGGACGCCGUAUGUGUCGCGAUGCCUUAUGGAAGUUGCACUGUGUCAAGGCAAGAAAUCGGACCUCGGAAGCUCACAAAAGUCAGAUUUAUUGAAACUCUGGAUUAAAAUUUGGUCUAUUACCCUUCGUGGUAUAAGUUCUGAACAAAUACAAGCUGAAAACUUUGGCUUACUUGGAGCCAUAAUUCGAGGCAAUUUAGUUGAAGUUGACAGAGAAUUCUGGAAAUUAUUCACUGGAUCAGCCUGCAAACCUUCACGUUCUGCAGUAUGCUGUUUGACUUUGGCAUUGACCACCUGUGUAGCCCCAGAAACAGUAAAAACAGGAAUGGAGAAGAAUAUAUGUGAUGUAAACAGAAAUUUUUCUUCAAAAGAAUUGAUGAUGAAAUGGCUUUUAUUCUGUCAGUUAGAGGAAGACUUUGAAGACAGUACAGAGCUGCCUCCAAUUCUUCACAGUGAUUUUCCUCAUCUUGCCCUGGAGAAAAUUCUUGUGAGUCUCACUAUGAAAAAUUGUAAGGAUGCAAUGAACUUUUUCCAAAGUGUGCCAGAAUGUGAGCAGCAUGAAAAAAGUACGGAAGAACCUUCAUUCUCAGAAGCUGAAAAACUGUUUCUUCAGACGACUUUUGACAAGAUGGAUUUUUUAACCAUUGUGGAAGAGCAUGGUAUAGAAAAGCACCAAUCCAGUGUAGGGUUUUCUGUCCACCAGAAUCUCAAGGAAUCACUGGAUCGCUGUCUUCUGGGAUUGUCACAACAGCUUCUAAAUAACUACUCAUCUGAGGUGAGGUUUUCAAAAAGGACUAAAACCUGUAUUUGAUUCCACCUUGGCAGACUGUCAGGAAGGAGAAAUAGGGGCAGGAAAGGCACUACAGGUGGUGAGAAGCUUAAUUUUAAAAGUGAAAUGAUCACACGUGGCUACAAAUGGGGAAAAUUUAACA